Molecule: messenger RNA, 4368 nt
Organism: Bufo bufo (common toad)
Lineage: Eukaryota; Metazoa; Chordata; Amphibia; Anura; Bufonidae
Gene: BCL9L
Product: BCL9 like
Exons: 8
Coding region: 460-3744 (1094 amino acids)
Biological process (GO): negative regulation of transforming growth factor beta receptor signaling pathway; positive regulation of transcription by RNA polymerase II; canonical Wnt signaling pathway
Cellular component (GO): beta-catenin-TCF complex
Molecular function (GO): transcription coactivator activity; beta-catenin binding
Source: RefSeq, a predicted model, not a curated record
AGGAGGAGGAGGAGGGGGAGAGCAGGAAGCAGUUAGAGGGGAGAGGCUUUUAUUUUGACAGCGGGCAGGCUGAGCGGCUGUCGGAUCCAGUGUCUUCCCACAUCCGAGCUCGUAGACCCCCGGGAGCGGGCUUCUCGGUCCUGCGCUGUGGGGAGGGGGAUCAUCCUUCCCGGGGUCCCCCUCCGUUCUCUUCCCGGCACAUGCCCGGAUCGUAAGCGAGGAAGUGCCGGGCAGACUGGUUACAUGCCCGCCGUGCCCUGCAAGUCGGAGGAGGGGGCAGGAUGAGAGGGGGCACCGUGCUCGCCUCCGCUGCGGCUCCCUCUCCCCCUCAGCCCCCGAGCUGCGGAUGCUGAGAGGUCGGGAAGCCCUACUGGAGGCCGGAGACAGAGAGGAGAUGGGAGGCCGCAGGGGAGAGCAGUGAGAUCCCUCUUAACAUCAGUGUAAUUCUCUGGCAAUCAAAUGCACCCUGAAAGCAAACUGACCAGUCAUGGGAAGGCAUCUAGCAAUGGUGGACAAUCACAGCCUGCAAAUGUGAGCCAAGGACCCAAAGGGACAGGGCUGCUUGGCCCCAAACCCAAUCACAUGUCGCCAAGUGGUGUGGGUCUGAAAACCGCACAAAACCAGGGUCCAAACCAUGGGAACGGGCAAAGGGAGUCAUCUGGAGAGGUAGCAGAGCAGAAAGAGCCAGGAACUCCCUCUCUGGACCCAGAACCAAAAGGAGAAAUACCCCCUCGUAGCAAGAGACGUUGUGUACUGGAACGUAAACAGCCCUACAGUGGGGAUGAGUGGUGUUCAGGACCAGACAGUGAGGAGGACGAGAAGAACCUAGUGAUCGCUCACAUCUGUAGUGUUAGUGAUUCUGCAGUAUCCGCUCCUACGGUGCCAGGAUCAGGAUCAGCUUCCCUUCCGGGACUCAAUGACUCCAGUUCUUCCAGCACAGCCCACGGGGCUAGCCAAAGCUUGCAUGGGGAAGGAGGAGGGCCGGGAGGGUCAUCCAAGGCCGCCUCACGAUACGUUUAUGUCUUCACAACAUAUUUGGCAAACACGGCUGCGGAAGCUGUUUUACAGGGCCGUGCAGAUUCCAUUCUGCAUUACCACCAGCAAAAUGUUCCUCGAGCCAAGCUGGAUGAGGAUACUCUCCAGAAACCACCCAGCACUCCAAAUACUGCAGGAGAGGAUUCUGUGCCCACGCUACCACCUUCUACAUCACCUGCACCAGCCAGUCAUCCAACUAACACGCCUAUCCAGGCUCCUCCAAAUGUGCUGCCAACUGAAGCAGUAGUGGAGGAGACAAAACAAGAGUUGACUCCAAACACGGUGGGAAAUAGCAAUAGUCGUCCUGCCAGUAGCCACUCCAACCCACCACCUCCACCUUCUGCCCCGUUACCUGUCGAGGACCCUGGACUUCUGGAAAGUACACAAGAGACUAUGACACUAAACACAGAGGUUCUUUCAAGAGAGCAGCUCGAGCAUCGGGAACGAUCUCUUCAGACUUUGAGAGACAUAGAAAGGCUGUUGCUUCGAAGUGGUGCUGAUAGUGAGUCAUUUUCAAGGCACAGCACAAGUCCAGUAGAAGGAUCUGUACCUUCUCAUCCUCAACCUCAUGUUCCUUCAAACCCACCAACUCCAAUAAAAAAGUAUGAAGAGCCCUUGCAGUCUAUGAUCACACAGACUCAAAGUUUAGGAGGUCCAGGAAUGGAGCAAGAAAUGGGAGGUCCUCCAACCGGACCAGACAUGGGUCAUCAAAUGAGUCUUAUGAUGCAGAGGUUGGGACAAGACAGUCUUACACCAGAGCAGGCUGCAUGGAGAAAACUUCAGGAGGAAUAUUAUGCUGAAAAGAGGAGGAAAGAAGAGCACAUGACUGUACAUGGCAGGUCAGCACCUGAUUUAAUGCUCAGGGGACCUCCUCCACCAUACCACAACAAGCCUGGUGAACAGUGGGUUGGGAAUCGGUUACCUGUAACUCUAGAGGGACAGGAAGCCAUGCAAGUAAGAGGUGGAGGGAUAACAUUCCAGGGUCCAAGAUUUCCCGGUAGAUAUGCUCUCAUGCAAAAUAUGCCAAUGGACACCAUUGGAGUUAUGCAGAGACAAGGUAGAUGGCCUGAAGAUAUGGCACCAGUGGGUGGAGUGCAAGGUAGCUUUCCACAAAGUGGAAUGGCAUUCCCUGGUGGAGGUCAAGGAGAAGUGGAGAGAUUUUUGAAUCCUCCUUCCCGUGAUGAAUUUUUGAGACAUCAGCUAUUAGAGAAACGUUCACCUGUUAUGCAGAGACAGUUGUCAAUACCUAGUGGACAAGGCAUAGAUAUGGAUCGAGUGAUUAUGCAACAGCGACAAGGUGACCCUUCUAUGUUCCAAGGAGAUGGAUUGGGUAGUGGAUCUACCAUGGGCAUGGAUUUUGGAGGAUCCAGAAACAUGGUAAGCCCCCCCAUGGGGCGUCCCGGACCAGUCAGGGAACUGGAAUCAGCAGGAGUAGGUGGAAACCUCAAUAUGAACAUGAGUGUCAACAUGAAUAUGAACCUUAACCUUCAGAUGACACCCCACCAACAGAUGUUAUUGUCCCAGAAAAUGAGGAAUGAUCUAAUAGGUUCCCAAGCAGGAGUAGGAUCAGAAGAGCUGGUUCGGACAACACGAGUGCAAAAUGGCAGCGGUGGCCAGAAGAUGGUAAUUCAAGAUGGUGCGCCGACCCAGAAUCCUUUGUCCUUGAUGAUGUCCCAGAUGUCUAAGUAUGCCAUGCCUAGUUCCACGCCACUGUAUCACAAUGCAAUUAAAACAAUUGCUACAUGUGAUGAUGAUCUGCUACCAGACCGGGUUCUCCUUCCACCUGGUAGUCAGCAAGGCCCUGGGAUGAACCCUCCGAUUUCUCUGCAUUUGAAUUUGAGUUCUUCGCAAAGCCCAGUAGGAAACAUUGGUCUCCAGGGACAGCCACCCCUCUCCCAUGAACCCCCUACUUCAAUGCUCAAUUCACCUGGUCCGCCCAUGCACCCGUCAAUUGGCCCUAUUCAGACACCUAUGAUGAUUCCUUCAGUGAACCAGGACUCUUGCUGUCCUGGUCCUGGAUCACAAAUGAUGUCCUCCAACUCAUUGGUCUUCCCACCACGUCUGCAGCCUGGGCCUCCACAUAAUCCACCUUUACCACAAGGAGCUGGAAAUAAUUCCAUGCAGCAAAACUAUCCAGAUGAAGCACCUAAUCACCCCUGUCUCCCGCACAGGAUAUCAGAAGCAUAUGGUCCCAGUCUUCCUUCCAUGCUUACAGACCCAGAGCUAGGAGAAGUAAUCCGACCAUCACCCAGUGGUAUUCCAGAAUUUGACUUGUCCCGUAUCAUGCCAUCGGAGAAGCCAAGUAGUACUCUGCAGUACUUUCCGAAAGGGAGUACACAACCGCUGAAAUCGCACCCAGCUAAUAUGCACCUCCUUGGCUUGCAGAACAUGAUGGUUGAGCAACAUUCGGGUCGUUCAGGUCCAAGUCUUCCAGGCCCACAGAGAACCCUGGGAAUGCCACCUAUGCACCCUAUGGGUAGGACAGGAAUGGCACCUCCAUCUCAGACAGCGCAACAGAACUUCAUGUUAAUGAAACAACGAAGUGUGUCAGGAGAGAUGUACCCCCAGAGUUCCGGUAUGUUGUCACCACAGGGUGCUCUUGGUGUCCAUUUGCAUGGACAACAAAGCAUGAUGGUUGGACACCAAAUGAGACAGCGUAGUGUAUCCUUAGAUACAUACAUCCCUGGACCAGGACACUUACCAUUUUAGUGUCAGAGACUCACUAGCACCAACCUAGUUCUUCCUUCCAUGAUUCCAUUCAAAGAUGGCUAUCGCAGCUUUUUUCAUAUCCCUACGUUACAGUUUCAAAAGCAAAGAAAAUGUAAAAGAGGUUGUCCGCUUUUUGAUGGCCUCUCCCGAGCUGCAGUGUUUGCUUAAUGACAUAGUUGUUAUGAAUGAAGAAGAACUAUGUCUUUUCAAUGCAACCUCUCAUCUUCCUUGAGAACAUCCUUCUAUUUGGCUUUGGCGUAUACCAGCAAUUUUUUUUCCUGGCAGAUUAAGAUAAAAUGUCUUUAUUUAAAGCAGAACAUGAUCCUGUGUCAGCUGUUUGGAGUGUUAUAAAUCCGCAAACCAUCUCUCAAAGGAAGAUCAAGCAUAAAAGUAUUUUCUCUAACAAAAUGAUUGUGUUGCUAGGUUUAUCGAUAGUUCUAUCCUUAGUGGCUGUCUCUGUAUGAUCAUUGGCAGCAUAUUUCUAGGAUUUGCCAUCGAUGUUCAAUCCGUGUGGGCUGACCACUAGAAAGGAGUGGUCGUGUGACUAGGAAAGCGCUGUGCCGGUUCAUCUCCUGUUGAAUCCCUUAAAAAAGUUUCUCCAGGCUUAAGAUAUUGAUGACCUAU